This is a messenger RNA of Chrysochloris asiatica (Cape golden mole), 1224 nucleotides long. RefSeq names its product triadin (gene TRDN). Gene Ontology annotation, molecular function: signaling receptor binding. Lineage: Eukaryota; Metazoa; Chordata; Mammalia; Afrosoricida; Chrysochloridae. The record is from RefSeq and is a predicted model, not a curated record. Gene Ontology annotation, cellular component: sarcoplasmic reticulum; membrane. The coding region runs from base 1 to 1224 and encodes 407 amino acids. The transcript has 13 exons.
AUGAUAAGUACUGAAGCACGUGAAGGUUGUAGUGGGAGUGUAGAUAAAGGAAUAGUUAAUUGUGCUUUAACAGUCAAAACAAGACUCACAGGAAAAAUGAGGGUUAAAUUAAGUCUUGAUGAAGGAGUAGAUGGAAAUGCAUCGACGACCACAACUGUGAUAGACAGCAAAAAUGGAUCAGUGCCAAAAUCCCCUGGAAAAGUUCUGAAAAGGACAGUCACAGAAGACAUAGUCACGACAUUCAGCUCCCCAGCAGCCUGGCUCCUGGUCAUCGCGCUCAUAAUCACGUGGUCAGCUGUUGCUGUCGUUAUGUUUGAUUUAGUGGAUUACAAAAAUUUUUCAGACUCAAACAUAGCAAUGAUUAUGAGUGACCCUGUACAGGUUUCCAAAGAUGCUGUGGAAGAAACCACAGACUGGAUCUAUGGCUUCUUUUCUUUGUUGUCUGACAUCAUCUCAUCUGAUAGUGAUGACGAAGACGAUGUUGAGAUUGGAGACGAGGACAUUGACAAAGGAGAAAUUGAUGAGCCUCCCUUGAAAAGAAAAGAAAUACACAAAGACAAGUCCAAAGAGCAGGAUAAAUCUGAAAAGAAAACUAAUAAAGUUACACACAGAGAAAAAGAAAAAGAAAAGGCCAGAGGAAAAGAAAAGGAAAAAGGAAAAGACAAAGAGAAGCCUGAAAAGAAAGCAACUAGCAAGGAAAAAAAUGAGAAAAAAGAAAAACCAGAAACAAAGACAGUGGCAAAAGAAGAGAAGAAAGCUAAACCUAAGGAAAAGACUGAAGAAAAGACUAAAAAGGAAGUGAAAGGUGGAAAACAGGAGAAAGUGAAGCAAACAGCUGCAAAAGUAAAAGAAGUACAGAAAACAUCACCUAAAUCCAAAGACAAAGACAAGGAUGAUAAAGAUAAAGACAAGGAGACUGAUGCUGCGUCAAAGCACGCACAGAAAGAUCAGUAUGCAUUCUGUCGAUAUAUGAUUGACAUGUUUGUCCAAGGGGAUUUGAAACCAGGACAAAGCCCUGCCUUACCUCCUCCAUUACUGACAGGCCAAGCGUCCACAUCCACUCCAGCUUCAACUACUCUUGAAGGCAAAAAAUGUAAAAAAAAAAAAAAAAAAGUGAAAUUUACAUGUACCAUUAAAGCAUUUUUGUUGUUGUUGUUGUUUAAGGAAUACAAUUAUAAUGGGUCAAAAUGUAGGGGCUUAAACAUAUUUGCAUGUAAUGUUUAA